AUUUGGAGCUAAAAUAACCCCUAAGUCCUCUCAGCAACUUGUUUACAGGUUAGGUUAACAGACACACACACAUCCACAAACUGAGGCAUCACUGCAGCUCUCAGGAGCGUGGAUACGAGCUCUGGAGCGGGUCGUAUUCUUUGUUUCCAUGCCGACCCACAGGAUGAUGUGAGUCCGUUGUAUUUGGUGGGCUGAAGGCAGCGAGGUAUCCCGCAGUCCUGAGCACUGCUAGCAUGCCUGUGCAUCAGAUAUCAGUUGUACCCAUCACUAAGGAGAACGCCAACAGCUCCAGCCGGAAUAGAGACAAGAGUAAAGAGAAUGAGGGUGAGAAGGCACCUGGGCGAUCAGGAAGUCGAUCCAGCAAUUUAUCUAAGGCCAGCAGUUCCACCCAGGGAGCCGUGCUGAACAGUGUCUCUCAAACAUCAGUUACACCCUCCUCCCAGGACAUAUGCAGCUCUAGUGGUUACGCUAAACUUGAAGUAGAUGGCUCAGAUCAGACUACACCCGUCAUGCCCAUAAACCCCGCCUCCGAUCCCGCCCCCACCACGAAGCGGCAAGUCAAGCGUCGUAUUCGACGGCGACGGGAGAGCACCGGGACUGUUGGGUGUGCCAAGGAGUGCGUGGACCAGACGAAACAUUCACGAUCGCAUAAGCAAGUGCACACACACUCUGACUCAUCCUCAGAGGACGAGCAACGCUGGAGAGAAGCUCGCUCUUGGAGCCGCGAGAAAGCAAGGCGCAGACGAAGUGGCAGCCGACACACACAAGCGCAUCCCCGUGAGGAACGGGACGGCAUUGAGCUCAUGUCUGUCAACUCCGACGAAGGACAGAAAGAGAACCAACCACCACUGUGCAAGGGUCCCAACACCAAGGCCCACAAAAAGUUGUUAAAAAGGGAGGAGCGGGGGGGUCAAAGUCAGGCAGUCAAUCACAGGAAAGGGAGGGAUCAUGGUACUAGCAGGAGUGGAAGUGAGGAGGAGGAGCCUAUUACAAAGACAUAUGAGGAGCGAGGUUCAGGAGACCCAGAUAUGUCUGUCCCAUCCUCCUGUAAAUGCACUAAUCCCACCAAUCAAAAUGGCGCCAUGCAACAAGCAUGCACUGAUGAUGAACUAGAGGUGUGCAGGAUCUGUCACUGUGAAGGUGAUGAGGAGUUUCCGCUCAUCACCCCCUGCCACUGUACCGGAAGUUUGCGUUUUGUGCACCAGGCCUGCCUGCACCAGUGGAUCAAAAGCUCCGAUACACGCUGCUGUGAGCUGUGCAAAUAUGACUUCAUCAUGGAGACACACCUCAAACCUUUGCGCAAGUGGGAGAAGCUACAGAUGUCUACGAGCGAGCGACGGAAGAUCUUCUGCUCUGUGACCUUUCACCUGGCGGCUGUGGUGUGUGUCAUCUGGUCACUCUACGUUCUUAUUGACCGCACGGCUGAAGAGAUCCGCCAAGGCAAGAACAAUGCGUUGGUGCGUUUGUCCCCUCUCAAUGCCGUAGGGGUGCUGGAGUGGUCGUUCUGGACUAAGCUCAUUGUGGUGGCGGUUGGCUUUACUGGAGGACUCAUCUUCAUGUACAUUCAGUGCAAAGUCUACCUGCAGCUUUGGAGGAGGCUGAAGGCUUUCAACAGGAUCAUCUUUGUACAGAACUGCCCCGACACUGUCCGCAACGGAGAGAACAGGCCGCCUCAGGUCACCCAGAGCAACGGCACGCACGGGGCGGUGGAGGUUCCCGCACCUCAGACACAAACAAACACAGGAGGUGUGGAGGUGGCUCCUGUUUGAUCAUGGAUGCUUGGUGCUCUGAACCCCCAGAAAAGUCUAGUAAAGGGCUCCUCUAGGUGUAUUUGACCAAAGUGAUGUGAUUUACAUAAAACAAAAGCACUUUUUAUUUUCCCUGUAGGUUUAUCUGAUGGUGGAUAACCUAGACUUUCAUAGAGGUUUAUAAAAUUAAAACAUUAAUUGUGUGCAAUUUAUUAUGUCAAAAAUAAGGUGUAAAAAACAUUACAUAUAACCAUGUACCCAAUCCAUAAUUAAAUAGUGUAAUAAGGGAUUUCCCUACCAACUGAGGCAUUCAAGCUUGAACAACAUGUUUUUUUGCAAGUCCGCAUGUCAUUACAGAUUUUUUUUUUUUUUUUACAAUUGCUAGGACACAUUUCUCAAUACUUCUGUCACAUUUUCAUUCUUUCAUAACAGUAGCAAAGGUUGUCACCCAACAAACACACUUUGUCACUCGUAAAACAGUAACCUAAAAAAUGUUUUCUUUUGUAAGAUUUCUUUACAAUACAAGAAUGACAUUCUCAACUGUUUAGAAUUCACUGCAGUAUGUGUUAAAUGGUCCACGUUUACAGUACUGCACAAAAUUAUACCUAAGUUGUCACCUUUUGUAUAGAUGGUAAUUACAUUGAAAGACUAAGGGGCCGUUCACAGAGAACAAGUUUUUCCAUUCCAAUGCGCUACUUUUAUAUUGUUUUUAUAUGUAAACACGCGCUAGAAGGACGUGUAUGACCGUUGCGCUCAUGUCUUGAGUCUUGCGUCUUUUGCAGCGUCUCGCGCAUGACACGGCGUUCUAAAAACGCGGCGCUCAAGUUAAAGGCCCACUGAAGUGCCUUGGAACAUGCAGCUUUAUUCACUGUGUUGACGUAAUUUCGAAUGAAACAGGUAGACAGAGCGGGAUAUAUCUAGAAGCUCCUCCCCUUUUUUCAAAAUAGCCAAUAGUGUUUUGCCUAGAUCACAGCUUGGCCAGAGCCGUUUAGCUCGUAAAACCCAAUUUUUCUAAUAAUCUUUAACCGUUUCUCCUUAAUAUUGCUUUAAAAUAUAGCAUUGUUUGUAGAAUUCAAAUGUGUCCAAACGUUUUGUGGUCUGUGCCGACUCGCAUGUAUGAUCUGCUCUGUGCUCUCGUGUUUCUGGACCGGAGCAGACAGUGCUCGCGCUACGGCGGUUCACGAGACACUAAUGUGAAAACGGACUUCAUUCUCGUCAAUGGAAAGCAUAUUUACACUGUCUGAAUCGUUCCCUAUUCUCUAUAUAGUGCACUGUGCCAUUCACCAUAGAGAAACGAGUAAAUGUGUGAAUAAAUGACCGAUUUCAGCCGCAGCUUCAGCAUCUGCUUAUAGUGCAGGACUUCAGAUUCUAGAGAGCAUUUGAUUGGACAGAAGAUUUGAUGAGAAGCUGAAGUCUGUGGUGAUGUCAUGAAAAUCCGUGAUCCAUUUUAUUGGAAGUGAGAGACUGUAAAUUUUGAAUCACCUAAAUGUGAAUUUUAUCAUUGUCUUGGAACACACCAGCUUAUUCAUAACCUUAAGGCUAACAUAUUCAUACUAAAAGCUAAAAAAACUUACAUUUUGAUUUCAGGGGGACUUUAAAAUCACUUCAACUUUUAAAAAACGCAUCUCGAGAUGUUGCGUUUUUUCCCCAUUCCACUGCCCGCAUCUCGUGUUUUUCAAAGCAAAAACACGUUCUGUGUGAACGAGCCCCAACUCAAUUUCAGUAUUGUAUUAAUGUAAAAAUGUAGCAUAUUACUGUCUAUUUGUUGUCUAUUUAGUUUUGUAUUAUGUUAGGUUUUGAAUUUAAGUUUAACAGUUCUGAAAAGAGUAUUGGCCUGUAGGAAGGCCUACAUACAGUUUUGGUGGCAUUUGUGUCUGAGUGAGAAAAGAAUUCAUGUAAUUUGAAAGAUGUAGUCACUGAAUGCAUUUUGCACCAAAGCAAUGAUAUAUGAUCCAACGUUUAUCCUGCAUAGACUGCUGUUGUGCUUUACUGUGUGAAGAGGAGACUUUUGAAAAAAUGACCGAUGUAUUAAAAAAUGUGUCCUAAGUUGAUUCAAAUGUUUAAUCAAUUGGCAGCCCUGUCCUAUAGCCUACAUAUACUCUUACUGGUCAGAUUCAAUCAAAAUAGAGAAGGAAAUUCUUACAUUCGUACCUUGUUCUGAAGUGGAUUACCUGUUCUCCCCUGCGCCGUAGAUUAGCGAGAACUCUGUGACCUCUGAAUGUGACAGGGAACCAGAGGUGAACAUGGCAGUUACAGCACGAUAAUUCAAGUCAAGGAACCUGUUUUAAGCCAAUCCUCUAUUUGGCUCUCACCUCAGCUGUCUUUCCUGUUGAACUCUUGGAUCAGGGAGUCACCUUAGAGUUAAAUUCAUUAAAAGUCUUGAAAGAACCUAAAUGAACCAAAGAUAUAUAUGUUACAAACUAGGGAACAGAUAAAUAGCUUGUAUCCUUUUAUCAUGUUAACACAUUUAUUUGGUUUUCAGUGAUCUGUGUAUAGACCGGUUGUAAAUUAUUGACUGAUUCUGUGACAUGUAUUGAUUUUUCUAGAUAUAUUUAGUUUGUUUACAGUUGGCAAGGAAGGCACCGUCCAUUCAUAUCCUGGUUAACAUAGUUUCCUUUUCAUUUCUAUGGGUGAAAUGAAGAUACGUUUUUGAUUAUAGAAAGCAAAUUAUUGUACUUUUUUUUUUUUUUUUAAUCUUCUGGGGGGGAGGUAGAAAAUUAAAUGUAUUUUACUGCAGUCACUUGAAUAAAAUAAGCUACCAUAAGAAUGCAGUGGAUACAAGCAAUUCAAACAAACAUUCUUGGGUUACACAUUAGUUAUUGUUAUAGUGUCAUUUAAUACAUCUAAGUAAAAUUAAUUAACUAUAGGGUUAGGCUUAAGAGUAAGGUUUGGUUUAGGGUUAGUUGCAUGUAAUUAUUAAUAAUAUACUGUUAUUACUAUAAUAAGUACAUGUAACAAGGACCCUAAAAAAAUAAAGUGUUACUCAUUCUUGCUUUAUCGGACUUGCCAAAAAAGUAAUUGUGUGCAAUUUUUAAAAUGUUUUUCAGUCUAAAACAGCUCAAUCUAUGAGAAAUGAAUGGUUACAUAUGGUAACUGGGAUUUGUUUUCCUCCAUGCAUCAUUUACUGAUAGCCUAGUUAAGCAUUACAGAUUGGAUCUAUACUGUUUUUUUUGUUUUGUUUUUUUCCCAACUUUGCUCUUUUAAAAACUAAUGCAGCUUUUGGGGAGGUAUGCUUUGAAGGGUAUGAAGGAGAAUAAUGUUAAUUUAUUUAUAAGAAAGAGAUUUGUUAAUAUGCAGGUUAGGAGGCGAUCAUGUUUUGCUGAGUGUUGUUCAGAAAGAAUUCAACAUUUUACAUUUUUGUAUUUUGUGAUUUUCUGCAGUGAUGAUCUUGAUAUAUUAAAUAAAUAUACAUACAUUAUAUAUAUAUAUAUAUAUAUAAAAAAUUAAACACCCCCAGGGGCAUUUAGUGAUCAACAUCAGUGUUCACAACUCAAAUGCACAUUUAUAAAGGAAACAUGCAAAAAUCAGUCAGUGCAAUAAACCAGUGAAUGUAUCAAAC
Messenger RNA from Ctenopharyngodon idella (grass carp), 5307 nucleotides. RefSeq names its product membrane-associated ring finger (C3HC4) 1 (gene marchf1). Bases 234 to 1769 code for a protein of 511 amino acids. Lineage: Eukaryota; Metazoa; Chordata; Actinopteri; Cypriniformes; Xenocyprididae. Gene Ontology annotation, cellular component: early endosome membrane; cytoplasm; lysosome. Gene Ontology annotation, molecular function: ubiquitin protein ligase activity; zinc ion binding; MHC protein binding. Gene Ontology annotation, biological process: protein polyubiquitination; immune response; antigen processing and presentation of peptide antigen via MHC class II. The transcript is spliced from 8 exons. The record is from RefSeq and is a predicted model, not a curated record.